CCCAAAUAACCGCAACUACAGCUCCAACUACAACAACUACAGCUCCAACCACAACGCCUCCAGCUCCAACUACAACACCCCCAACUACAACACCUCCAGCCCCCACCACAUUAACUACAGGUUUAACCACAUCCCCAGGCCCGACAGCAGUAGCAUAUCUUCAAAUGAAGAUCUCCUUGUCUGGUGAGGUCAGCAAUUCCACCAUCGUUGAGCUUGUCAGUCAGUUCAUUAAAAACCAGCUCCUGAAUGGCACCGCCCACACAGUGAACGUGAAAACCAUUCAAAGGGUCAGAGUUGCCCCAUAGAAGCUCAUCAUUUAAAUGGGCAAUUCAUCAUAAUGAUUUCAUUAUAUCUGGAGAAACAUAUUUGAGUUUUGUGACAGAUAGCUAAACACACGAAAUGCCAUUGUGCUCCACUGUGCUGCAAAGAUCUACAGCGUCUAUUUCCAACCCACCAGAAGAAGCUGGAUUGUGCUCAAGGUGUAAGAGAAGGUGUUUUGGGGGAAAUGCAGAAGCUUGGAAGUCCCCUCAUGGACCUCUUAUUUUGUGAAGUAGCGUGUAAAUUAUUUGCAGCACAGCACAGUUGAUUUUAUUUCCCAGGAUUGUAAAUAAUAGAGAAGUGCAUCUGACUCAAGUGUCAAGUUAUUUGCACAGUAAGCUGGGAAUCUCAAACCAAGAAAUCUGAUCCGUUGAGGUGUUUUUUUUAUAACAAUGUGUCGGUAAUUCCCAUGCUUUGUUACUGGAGCAGUAGCUAUGCUGCCCUUCAAUGUAACCAGGAAACUCCUGAACAGUUUCUCGCUCACUCCUCCCUUUCAAUUCUCAUAAAUGUGAAAAUGAUUCACCACAAACAAAAAUAACCUUGGUGAGCGCCUGGCGAGUUAUUUAGGAACGUUGUCAGUAUUACUGGCAACAUGCACUGUCACGUCCAAUGAAUGUAAACUUCUUUUGUCUUGCCAUUAAAAGAAUUAUUUACAACUCGUCUUUCCAGUUCACCAGAGGAACAGCAUGCGAAAGCACUGCUUGAUAGUCAAGUGGUGCUUUCACAUACUUUUUGAAGGUGAUUAAGUUUCUGUGAGCAGAUAAUUCUUUCUGCUCCAUGGGCUCGAUUAUGUUGUGUUUGUGUGAUUAAACCAUUGGUGACGUUGAACUUUAAUCUGUAUUUAUGAAUUGGACACAUGGCUCCAGCCCCCCCCCAACCCUCAAAGGAUAAGCGAUAUAAUGAAUGUGUAAAUAUAGACAAUUAUUUAGCAUAGAGACACUUUAUUUCUCGAGCAGUUACACUGUUUUUAUGUUGCACCAUUUCCUUUUGAAAAAGAUUAAUAAAGAGACAUUUGCUUUAAAAGUAAAUUCAUUGUAUUCUUUAAUUUAAUAAAGCAUUUUUUAAAAGAAACUUUGUGCAGCAUUCGUUUUUUUUAAAGCACACAGAAGUAUAUACAAUCUGUCGAGAUCGCCGAUUAAACAUGUUUUGAAAAAAUAUAACAGAGUGUAAAUGUUGCUUGUAUAACGAUUGGAUUAGGUAUUCUGUUAAGAGGCCUGAAAUAUCUGUAUGAAAAUAUGUACAAACUGGAGGUACAUGAAUUUAGGAUAGUUUCUUUGAAUAACUAUUAAAAGUUUAAAAGAAAACGUAGCUGACGAACUUGUCCUGUGGAAUUCAUUUACGACGACUGCAGUUGUGCGUGCAUCGUACAAUAUGGCACAAUGCAUUCUACCUCAUCUGUCAUCUACUUCCUUAAUGGUCACAAUUGUAGUCUCCUGUACAAAACAACAGACGUUUCCAUGUUGAUGUUUCCAUGAUGCAAAAGAAAUGACACAGCUGCUCUUAUACAAUCGACUCUGAAUGAAUGAGGCUUAAAAAAAAAAAAA
Paralichthys olivaceus (Japanese flounder) is the source of this 1862-nucleotide messenger RNA. The record is from RefSeq and is a predicted model, not a curated record. NCBI's taxonomy places the organism in Eukaryota, Metazoa, Chordata, Actinopteri, Pleuronectiformes, Paralichthyidae.